AUGCUUGAGUCGUUAGUGGCUUCCCUACUUAACCGGACUCUAGGGUCGUAUGUUGAGAACUUCGAUCCUAAACAGUUAAACAUUGGUAUAUGGGGUGGAGAUGUCAAAUUGCGCGAUCUAAGACUUAAAAAAGAGUCUUUCGAUAAGUUUGAGAUACCUUUGGAUAUCAAGUUUGGCCAUAUGGGUGAAUUGACCUUACAGAUUCCUUGGUCAAACUUGAAAUCCAAGCCAGUCAAGAUAAUAGUGGAGAAUGUUUAUCUUCUCUGCGUUCCCGCCACCGGAAGCAAGUUCGACCCUGAUGCGGAGCAACUCAGAGAGCAGAGGCUGAAGAGGCAAAAACUUGAGGAAUUGGAGCUCAUCCAGCAAUCGACUCCAGCUGCCGAUCCAGAACUAACAGAUGAAGAGUCUUUGAAGAAUGAAAGUUUCACAGAGAGUUUGGUCACCAAGAUCGUGGAUAACUUACAGUUCACCAUCAAGAACAUACAUGUUAGAUACGAGGACGACCACGCCUUCACGGACAGCCCAUAUGCUGUUGGUAUGACUCUUGGUGAACUAUCCGCUGUAUCAGCUGACGAGUCAUGGAUUCCCAAUUUCAUCUCAGGAUUUUCAGUGUUUGCAAGAAAGCUCAUGACUCUGAACUCGCUCACAUGCUACCUGGACAGCAACACGGGGACGAUCUUCAGAGAGGAUCCUGUCGAGCUGCUCCAAGUCUUCCAAGAUCUGAUUGAAAAGAACUCGAGCAGCACAAGUGAAACCCAGUUUAUACUGAAGCCCGUCUCAGGAACGGGUCAUCUGACAGUUAACAAACAAGGUGCCACAGAGGCUGCUCCCCAUAUACACUCUGAGCUUUAUUUUGACGAGUUCAGUGUUGACCUGAACAGCGACCAGUACCGGGAUGUACUCACCACCGCCUCUAGAUUGCAUCAAUACACCAGAAAUCACAGAUAUAGGAAGUUCAGACCGCAGGUCUCGGUUUCAGAUGACCCAUCUGCAUGGAUGACAUUUGUUGCAAAAUGCAUCCAAGAAGAUGUCCAUGAGAAGAACAAGCUAUGGACCUGGAACUAUAUCAAGGAGCAAUGUGAAUUGCGAACCAGGUAUAUCGCUUUGUGGAGGUCGAAUAUAUCGAAAUCGAAGGUGCUCUCUGUUGCAGAGAAGUCUGAGCUUGAGUCACUGGAGAAUGCACUUACCUUUGAACAGAUUUCGCUCUACAGAGCACUGGCAAGAAGGUUGAACCGAAAGAGUGCAAUCGCGUUAUCGCCUGCUGAAAAGAAGACUGAGUCUGAAGCUAAGCCUCAACAGCCUGCAGGAUGGUUUGGAUGGUGGAGUGGUGCAAAACCUGCUACCGACGAUUCCACACACGAAGACCUGACCAUGACAGAUGAACAGAAGAAAGAGCUGUAUGAAGCAAUUGAGUACAAUGAGGAAAAGGUAUUUCAGGAGUCCAUCGAUAUCCCCAAAGAUCGAGUCAAGACCGAGGUAAGGUGCAACUUGAAGCGCGGUGCUCUCGCGAUACGCAAGCAUAAGGGCGACAGCAACCUGGGUGAAAUUGUGUUUGAAGGAUGUGAGGCCAAGUUCCUAGAAAGACCAGAUUCUUUUGUUGCGAGUUUCCAGCUUCACGAGUUCAGAGUCGAGGAUGGUACCGAGAACACUUUGUACAAGCACACAGUGAGCGUAAAGCCUCUGCACUACAACAUGCAUGGUGACUCGCAACAAUCUGGUAACUCAGAAGAGGAUAAGCCAUUUUUUGACCUGACCUUCGAGAAGAACCCUCUUGAUGGCUCUGCAGAUUCUGCCCUCAACGUGAGUCUGACCAGUACUACCAUUUUUCACAACCCCAAGUUCAUAGAAGAGGUAUUUCUCUUCUUCCGCCCACCGAGAAUACACAGUGAUACCAUUGGGAUGAUCAUGAAUGCUGCAGAGAGCACGAUUGAAGGAUUCACCCAGCAAACUAGAUUGGGAUUACAGUACGCCAUUGAGGAACAUAAGACCAUUAAUUGUAAGAUGGACCUUCAGGCUCCUCUGAUCAUUGUUCCACUGGACCCGACCAACUGGAGCUCACCGGUUGCUAUUCUAGAUGCUGGUCAUAUCAAGGUCGCAAGUGACCUUGCUGAUCCCAAGACAAUCGAAGAAAUCGAGGCUCUAACCACUCAAAGUGGCUCAGAGAACUUGGAAAAGCUCAACUCGUUGAUGUACGACAGAUUUGAUCUCAAGCUGGAAGACGCUCAAAUAUUGAUAGGUCCGGACGUGAAAUCAACCAUUGAGCAACUUCAUGCCACACAGGGCAAAUCCACAUUGAUUCUUGACAACUUUAGCAUGGACUUUUUACUGCAGCUUUCCAUUGUCCCCAGUGCUUACAACCUCCCAAGAAUGAAGAUUGGUGGAAAAGUGCCUAGGUUCAGAGCAUCGUUGAGUGAUGUCCAGUAUAAGGUUAUCAUGAAACUGAUUGAUGCCAUAAUCCCCAACUUUGAUCUCCUGGAUGAGACUGAGAACUCGCAAACUCUGACUUUCGGCAGCUUUGGUGCACAUGACCAUUUACUUGGAAUUGAUGAGAAUGAAGAUGUCGGCUCAGACGUACAAUCAGUCACCAAACAGCCUACCACUGCUCCAUCAGAUGCUGCUUCAAAACAGCAUCAAAUUGAGUUUGAUUUCAGUGUUGACUCAAUCGUGUUGUCUCUGUCUAGGUGCGUGGACACUUCCACUUUUCAGUCCGAUUUGCUUAUUGAUCUGGUAGGCGACAGACUCAAACUGGACUUCUACAAGACUGCCACUGAAAUGCAUUUGGAUCUGCUGUUGGCCGACAUAUCGAUUGAUGAUCACAUAGAGCAAUCUGGCCCCGAGGAGUUCAAGAAGCUGAUAUCCUCUAACAACUUUGAAGACUAUGAUGGCGUUGUUAAGAAGGAUGAUAUCUUCAGUGUUGAGUACCAAAGGAGCCAGCGUUUAGUUCCAUACAAUGGAUCUGAGAUCGAGGUGUUUGAUCAGGAUGUAACGAUGUCUAUUGCAGACGUCAAAUUAGUGGUGACCAGGAAGUCUCUGCUCACGCUUCUCAAUUUUGCUCUGAAUACAUUCACCGACCCUAAUGCCCCAGAGACUCCAGCUGACCAGCUGAGACACAAUGAUGAGCAAGAAGAGAUGUCGCCGCAGAAGAUUAACGUCAAGAUUAACCUCGAGAGUGUGAUUUUGGUUCUUAAUGAUGACGGAAUCAAGCUUGCAACAAUGAAAUUGAGUCAGGCAGAUGUGGAGGUAUACCUGCUUCCCGAAAAGAUGAAAGUAUUGGCAAAGCUUGGAGGUCUUUCCCUUCAUGAUGAGGUGAAUGAGGGCUCUUCAAGAGAUUCAAUCAUGCGUAACCUUAUCAGCAUCGAAGGUGAGGAACUUGCAGAGCUCCAUUAUGAAACCUUUGACGUUGCCAUCAAUAAGGAAGAUUACAAUAGUCUCAUAUCGUUUCACACCGGGUCAAUCAAGAUCAAUUACGUUGAGCAUCCUUUCAACAGAAUACUUGCAUUUUUGAGCCAAUUCCAGAGGAUGAAGUACAUUUAUGACAGGGCUAGAGAGGCGGCAUUGAACCAGGCCGGCAACAUUGAUGGCGCUGGAAGAAUGCGCUUUGAUAUUUUGAUAAAGACCCCUAUUAUUGUGUUUCCACGGAUAGUUGACCCCAGAAAAGAUAUAUUCGAUAGAAUCACGUUCAAUUUGGGUGAGAUUUACCUGAACAACAAGUUUGAAAAAACUGGGGAGGACCUGCUCAAUAUGAUCUCAAUGGGUAUGAGGUCCACAAAGAUGUCAUCUGAAUUACACUUCGAGAAUUACACUAAGCAGUCUUUGGAAAUCAUCGAUGGUCUCGACAUUGGGUUCAAUAUCAACUAUUGUGACGUGCCAUCUGUCCACAGGCCUACAAUGAUAGUGACUGGUGAUGUUACUGGAAAAGAAAUCGCUCUGACUGAACUCCAAGUGUUCCAUCUCAUGAAGGUUGCUCAGACCAUACCGAGUGUUCUAAACGGAAUGGAAGCUGAUGAGUCUUUGACUGAUUUGGAGGAAGAUGCUGAAAAUGCCAACCUACUCAUUGACAAUAGAGGAAAAACACCAGAAUCAGUGGUUUCUAGUCCUGAGGAUCCGUCAGAACAGCUACCAGCGGAUCACGUGAAACUUGAACUUGAUUUCAAUAUACCGAAGUUGGGUAUGACUCUCUACAACGAUACGAAGGAGGUGGUGAGUAACAUAAACGACAAGACACUGUCCAGGUUCUCACUGAACGACACAGGAGUUACGUGCGAAUUGAGAGAAGACGGGAACUUCAAGGUCGAUUUACAUAUAAAGUCAUUCACGGUUGAAGACAUCAGAAAAAAGAAGGACAACAGGUUCACAGAACUUAUUCCAGAGGUCAUUCAUGACAACUAUCAGUUCAAAGCUUCUGCAUACUCUGAGGGCUCCGAGAAAAAGCGUCAUAUCUACUCUAUGCUUGAAAUUGAUAGUCCAAGAGUAAUCCUGGCUUUGGACUACUUGUUCUCCCUGAAGUCGUUUGUGGAUGUGGCAUUAAACACACAAGAGGUCAGCAUUGGAUCCACGAGGGGUCUGCCUUCCAUUGCAGAAGAGGAGUCAGUCGUAAGUGACGAGGCUGAACGAGCUGUUACUGUUCAAAGCCGUAGGGUGGAGGAACCAGAAAGUCCCGAUGGGGCUACAACCUAUGGUUUUUCGCUGAAUGUCGUAGAUUCAUCUUUGAUUCUACUUGCGGAUCCAAGCAACGAAAACAGUGAAGCAAUCGUGUUCAAGAUUGGCCAAGUUCUGAUGACAAGCCAGAACAUCCAAUCUCUUUCGGCAGUUGGUGUCGGCAUAUUUUUGUGCAGGAUGAGUUCAUUUGAUGAGAACAGGCUUCGUGUUAUUGAUGACUUUUCUGCAUCUAUGACAAUUGACUCGAGAAACUCGACUCCUACCAGGUUGCUGACCAGCAUUGACAUCAAGCUUGAUCCGCUAUUGGUCAGGGUCUCUUUACGUGAUAUCAGACUUGCAUUGACCAUUUUCAACAGGGCUUCGGAGAUGUACAAGGAACUUGAAGGGAUCAAAAAUGCUCCCCAAGAAGGGCAGAAAAAGCAGGUGUCCAACUUUUCAGAGGAUUUCAAACGGAAACUAUCAAAGUAUGCUCCGAGCAUCUUAUCAAGUGCCUCAGGACGGUCAAAGAAGUCUGCUGUAUCUGUCAAGGAACCUCAGGUUGUUAUACAUGGGGAGAGUUUAGAAGCCAGUUUUGAGGGAUUAAGACUGGUACUAAUUGGUGAUGUUCAUGAACUUCCAGUGUUGGAUAUGGAAGUCAAGCCAUUCUCUGCAACUGCUCGGAACUGGAGUACAGACUUGGAAGCCCACACCAACAUCACCUCUUUGGUAAACAUCUUCAACUAUUCAACAUCGACCUGGGAACCAUUACUGGAACCUUGGUCAUUUGGUAUCCAUGUUUCAAAGGCGAUUGAGCCAAAGGAGUCCAUGAUUGUUGAGAUAUUUUCAAGGGACACCGCGGAGCUCACAUUCUCUUCUCGUUCUGUUGCCCUGAUGUCUCAUAUCAGUACCCUGUUGCAUGAUAGUACGGAACUAAAACCUAGAGAUCAGGAUAGUCCCUUCAGAAUUUUGAACGAAACUGGAUUUGACAUCAAUAUUUGGAUAGACGAGGACAAGUCGCGUCGGAAUUUGACCCACGUCAAGAACGGCGAGAAUGUGAUGUGGCAUUUCCAAGAUUGGAGGAAAGUCAGAGAGACUCUUAGAUCUGAAUCCGAGAGUGGCUUCAUUGGUUGUGAACUAUUGGAUUCCAGUUACAAUCCCAUUGAGUCCAUAUCGCUGAAGGCUGAAGGCGAAGAACUGUUUGUGCUUAAUCCGCGUAAAGACGGCAUCCAUAACCGUCUUGCUUGCACAAUAAAGCUAGGAGAAGACAAAGUCAAGUAUGUUACUCUGAGAUCGACCCUGAAGAUUAAGAAUACCACGCAGACUCCAAUCUACAUUGGAAAUGGUGUCAACCAAGAAACAUUGGAAGCUGAACAUGGCGUUGUAAUUCCUCCAGGAGAUGAAAAGUCGGUUCCUAUAGAUUAUGUUUAUUCAGCUCAGUUUGCGGUGAGACCACUCUUGGAUGAUGAACUCUACGGAUGGUCCAGUUGUACAUCCAAAAAUGUGAAUAAAAAGGUUUCAUUGUUCUGGAAGGAUCUUUUGGACCACGAGAUGGUAUUGGAAUGCCCUGGAGUGGGAAGCAAAAAAGGCGAUAAGUAUUUUUUGCAAGCUACUGCAGAAUAUGAUGAGUUGGAGCCACUUGCAAAGAUUUAUCCUCAUAUGACUGUGACCAUCUCUUCUCCGCUGGUGAUUGAAAAUUUGUUACCCUUUGAUCUGAGUGCGGUGGUUAGCGAGUCGAAGUCGAAAGGACAGUGGUCCAGGUAUAUCGAGAAAGGAUGCCAGGCUUUGAUCCACUCAGUCGACCUCAAGAACCUCUUGACCUUAAGAGUGACCCCUGUGGGUUCGCAAUACAGGCAAUCUGCCUCAAGCAUAAUCAAUGUUCCCGAAGGCAGUCCAAACUCAAUUUCGACGAAUCUCAAGACAGAGAGCAACGACGGCCACUCGUUGUUCUUGAAAAUUCAUUACAACAGGAAACAUGGAGGAGUCAAGCUUACAGUUUAUGUGCCAUAUCUCGUUCUCAACCGUACCGGAAAGACUCUGUAUAUGAGCGAGAGGUACAACGUCAUGACUUCAAAGGUCAGCGACUUAGAUGGAAAAAUCAGACGACCUGAUAUGUUCUCGUUUGAACAUGACAGUAAAACACGGGAUACAUUUGGAUUGCUGAUGGGCGGCAAUCUUAGAGAUAACACUGCUGUGAUCAAAAUCGGAGAUUCUCUUGCAAGUAAUCCCAUCAGCAUUGACAAGAUAGGUCAAAGCUUCGAAUUGAGAAUACCUUUGAAGGAGAGACAGUUGGAAACCAUAUUGGCUAUACACAUCUCUGAAGGCGAAGGAAAGUACAAUCUCACCAAGGUCAUCAAUGUGAUUCCAAAGUAUAUUGUCAGGAAUAAUUUGGAGGAUACAAUCCAGAUCACUCUCGUUGGGCUGACGAAGACGCUGAAUAUCGAACCAGGACAGUACCUUCCAGUAUACGAGCUACCAAGGGUGGAAGACAAACAGUUGCGAAUUUGCUUUCUGGGUAGUAAAUCAGAAUGGUCGGCUCCAUUCCCCAUCAACGAUGUUGGGGAGGUGUAUUUGCGCGUGCUGAAACAGGGAUUGAGAUCGCACAAGCUGCUGCGUAUAUCUACAGCUACAUCAGAGGCCGGGUUAUACAUCAACAUCAAUGACGCAUCGGACCAUUGGCCCUUUUCAAUCAGAAACUUUAGCGACCAAGAGUUCUUGCUCUUUCAGUCAGACCCAGAUAUCAACGAUGAUGGAGUUCGCGUUUCGAGUGCCGUUCCAUUCAAAAGAGUAUACUAUCGAAUCCCACCAAAGAGCUCAAUGCCCUAUGCGUGGGAUUUCCCAGCUGGGUUGGUCAAAGAUCUGGUUUUGAAGGUAGGAACAAAAGAAAGGCACAUACAACUUGCCGAAAUAGGUGAACUGGAGCCUAUGUUGCUACCAACUCCUGUCAAUUCAAGACAGAGACCUAGCGUGGAUCUGAAGGUGAUUGCCGAUGGUCCCACUCAAUGUCUGGUGAUUUCGAACUAUGAUUCUUCUACGAGUUUGUAUCAAAGGAAGACUAUCCAAAACUCCACAUCUUCUAUAGAAUCUGACAAAUUCGAGGCAUUGGAGAACGACAGCAACUAUUUCCACAAGGUUAUACUCAAAUUUGAGGGCAUCGGUAUCUCUCUCAUCAACCAAAGAGGCCAAGAGCUCGUCUACGUUAAUGUCAGAGGUAUUGAGUUUCAUUACAACGAAUCAGAGAUUUACCAGAACCUUAGUAUCAAACUGAAGUGGAUACAAAUUGACAACCAGCUCUACGGAAGCGUUUAUCCAAUUGUUUUGUAUCCAAGUGUGGUUGCCAAAUCGAGUAAAGAGAUGAACGAACAUCCGACGUUUUCGGCUUCUGUUUCGAGAGUCAAAGACGAUACUCAUGGUGUUUUGUACAUCAAGCAAGCUUCUCUUCUUCUGCAGGAGCUUUCUGUGGAGAUUGAUGAAGACUUCCUCUUUGCACUCAUUGACUUUUCGAAAAUCCCAGGGGCACCAUGGAAUAAGCAGAUUUCCCAUAAGUUAUGGGACGAGAACCUUGAGAUUCCAGAACCUCCUGAGAUUAGAUCGUCCAAUGAUCUUUACUUCGAAUGGCUCAAUCUACAGCCUUUGGAGAUCAACCUUUCGUUUGUAAGGACAGAGCACAUCAAUGCCGAAGACACUGCGGGAAGUCAAGAUGCACUUGUCUUAAUUUUGAAUGUGUUGACUAUGGCUAUUGGAAACAUUAACGACGCACCCAUUCGUCUCUCAGCAUUGCUGAUGAACAAUGUUCGUGUUCCUCUGCCAUACUUGCUUCAGAAUAUACAGGAGCAUUACACCCAGGCUUUCUUGUACCAGCUUUACAAGGUCUUGGGAUCUGCGGAUGUACUGGGAAACCCUGUUGGUCUUUUCAACACGGUCAGUUCUGGUGUGUUUGACAUAUUUUACGAACCAUAUCAUGGUUUCAUCAUGACAGAUCGUCCACAGGAAUUGGGUAUCGGAUUAGCAAAAGGUGGACUUAGUUUCCUGAAGAAGUCAGUGUUCGGUUUCAGUGAUAGUUUUGCAAGAAUCACCGGUUCGGUUGCCAAGGGCCUAACAGUUGCUACUCUUGACAAAGAUUUCCAGGAAAGAAGAAGGGUAAUGAAACAACGAAAUAAGCCCAAUCAUGCGCUUUAUGGCUUUUCCUAUGGUGCUUCUUCGUUAAUCGAUGGCCUGACCAGUGGAAUCACAGGAAUGGCCACUGCUCCUGCUGAGGGUGCUGAAAAGGAAGGAGCCGCUGGAUUUUUCAAGGGUGUUGGUAAGGGUCUCAUUGGUCUCCCCACAAAAACCGCUACUGGCUUGUUUGACUUUGCAUCUUCCAUCAGUGAAGGCAUCAGGAAUACGACCACUGCGUUUGAUGGAGAGGCAUUGAGCAAAGUCAGACUUCCGCGGUACGUCCCGAUAACGGGAGCUGUUGUUCCGUAUUCAGAAAGAGAGGCUCAAGGUCAAUUCUGGCUCAAGUCUGCCGAUGGUGGAAAAUACUUCGACGACACCUAUCUUGCACAUGUGGUAUUGCCCGGUGGAGAACUAUGUCUGAUCAUAUCAUUGAAACAUAUCAUGAUUGUUUCCAUUGUGCGCAUGACCAUGGAGUGGAUGACCCCCUACGAGAAGAUUGCCAACAUCUCACUGGAAAAGUCUGGUAUAAUGUUCAGAAUCAAAAACAGACCCGGUGUGAAUGGCAUGUUCGAAAAGUUCAUACCCAUUCCAGAAAACAACUCGAAGAGGUACAUCUACCAGAAGAUCGCUACUGGUGUGGGAGAAUACAAUAAACACUGCCAAGUGUUUUUGUGA
Kuraishia capsulata CBS 1993 is the source of this 9468-nucleotide messenger RNA. RefSeq lists its product as uncharacterized. Gene Ontology annotation, biological process: mitochondrion organization; protein targeting to vacuole; late endosome to vacuole transport. The transcript is spliced from 2 exons. The record is from RefSeq and is a predicted model, not a curated record. Gene Ontology annotation, cellular component: extrinsic component of membrane. The coding region runs from base 1 to 9468 and encodes 3155 amino acids. NCBI's taxonomy places the organism in Eukaryota, Fungi, Ascomycota, Pichiomycetes, Pichiales, Pichiaceae.